This is a messenger RNA of Solea solea (common sole), 4125 nucleotides long. RefSeq names its product p53-induced death domain protein 1 (gene pidd1). The coding region runs from base 356 to 3355 and encodes 999 amino acids. Gene Ontology annotation, biological process: signal transduction; DNA damage response; apoptotic process. The record is from RefSeq and is a predicted model, not a curated record. Lineage: Eukaryota; Metazoa; Chordata; Actinopteri; Pleuronectiformes; Soleidae. Gene Ontology annotation, molecular function: protein binding. The transcript has 15 exons.
UUUUCUUCAAAAUCAGUCAGGAAGUAACACAGAGGAGGGAGAGACAGGUCAAUAGUACUCGUUUUAAGUUAUUCCAGUAGCUUGUCAUUAAAACUAGUCACGGAGUAGUGAUAGUAAUUGAACCGCACAGUCCAGAUAUGUAAUUAAAUAACUAACGUUUACAUAAAUGGCGAGGCCAUGUCAUAGUUUUGGUUCGCUAAUAGCUAUUGUAGUUUUCUUAUCUGUUUUUAACUCUGUCUGGCUGUAGUGAUAGUGAACGUAUAUUGACAGAAUGUUUUAGACAAACCAUGCGGAAAGAGAAGCUUUCGGACAUUCGUGGACCCGCAGCAGGUGACGGUGAGAAACAGUGGCUUCAAUGGACAGAAGCAGAGCUAAAGGAACAGUCCCUGAUGAAGAGGAUGGAGAACAGGCAGACGGGUCCGAGGAUGAAGAGGUGGAAAUGCCAACAUCCCAUGCUGGAGUGCCAGAGACUUCUGUGGACACUUUGGUUGUGAGUUUCUGUACAGAACUUCAUCAGGAUCAGGACAAACUAAAGAAGAAGACUGAACUAGGUGAUGUGAUAGCUGAAGGCAGAAUGGAGGUCCUGGGUCCAGAGAUGGAGGAGACCUCACCUGCUCCAUCUGUGUCUCCCAUCAGCCUCAUGGACACCUGUGCGCCCUCCAUAUCCAGCCUCUCCUCUGCCUCAUACUUAUCUUCCAACCACCAUCGUAACAAUGUUUCCUCAUCUUCGUCCUCUUCUUCUGUCUUAUCCCUAACUCCUCCCUUGCCUCCCUCUGUGGAGCUCUCAGCUGUGUUGACUGACACCAGGCUGUCCCUGGAUGUGUACCUGGGAGGAGCAGCUGCACUGUCCCUGCUGUGGACAUCCAUCCCAGAGCAGCUGAGCAGCCUCCAGUACCUGAGACUGGGCUCUGAAGAUAAAGCAGGGCUGGACGGUGCCCUGGAUGUUCUGCCUCAUCUGACAGAGCUGCGCUCACUGGCUAUAAGGGGACACUGCUUUUACGACAGAGGUGAUCCUCUGCCUGGCUUACUCACCACUUUGCCCAGAGAUUUUUCCUCCCUUUCUCAUCUCGUGCACCUGGAUCUCUCCUUCAACCAGCUCACCUGUCUGCCAUCCUCCCUGCUCAGCAUUUCCACGCUGACAUCCUUGCUCCUCUGUCACAACCGCCUCACAGCUCUGCCUCCUGAUAUAGGCCUGUUCCCCUCUCUCAGCUACCUCUCCCUCCUGGGAAAUGAGCUUGUUUCUCUGCCUGCAAGUGUGGGUCAGCUGAAAGCACUUCACACUCUGGAUGUUUCACAUAAUUGCCUCCAGCAUCUACCGGAUGAAAUCGGUUCCCUGGUGGAGCUUGUUAAGCUAGAACUGUCCUACAACAAGUUGAAACAGCUGCCAGAGACCAUGGGUUCUCUCCUUUCGCUCAGAGAGCUUGUUAUCUACAGCAAUGAACUCCGUCUGAUCCCAGACUGCCUAAACGAACUGCCUCGGCUGAAAAUCGAUAAGCGUGACAAUCCUUUGGGACAACCGCGAACCCCUCCACCUUUGUCUCCUACACCUGAUCGACCUGAAACAUCAAUCCCAGAGUUGCACCUUGGAUUUAAUCAACACAGUUUCUGUGUAUCGUCUGCUGGAUGUCAUGUGUUUCUCCCAGGGGGGGCUGAGCUGCUGUUCCCCCCAGGCUGUGUGGUGACAACCACAAGACUGGAAUGGAUUGAGAAAAGGCCAGAGAGAAAGUGGGUGUGGUUGGAGGAGCAUGACAUCCUACUGAGUCGUCCUCUUGAGCUUCGGCCACAUGGAAUCAAAUUUCUUAUGCCUGUGGAGGUUUGUGUGCCAUACCAUCGAACAAAAAGAAAAGAGGUGGUUGUGCGCAAGUUUGAUGGACAUUCAUGGAUCACUCUGCCCACUAAUCUCAGGAGGGGGAGCGAGAGCCAUAGCAGUCACCCUGGAGGUCAUCUCGCCAGGCUGGCGUGCUGCUCCGUAAGCCAGUUCUCCUGGUUUAUGGCAGUAUCCCGUCUCGUGAAGGACACUUGCUCAGUUACACCUACUGGAGCCCUGCUGGUUUCCAGCUCUGACCCUGGAGUCAAGCUCCAUUUUCCUCCAGACUGCACAGUGCAGACACGCACCAUAAAUUUACAGGUGCUGGAGGUGUCUGUGUCAGAGGUACAAACACUGUGUGGUGAUCCUCAGGCCAGAGUCAGCCCUCUCCUCUGCCUCUCCCAGUCUCCCAACACACAUUUCCUGCAGCCUGUCAAAGUCCAGAUUCCUUUGCCACCUGGAGUCACAGGCCAUACAGUUGAUAUGACCUGUUUGCAUCUGCUUCAUGGAGACCCCACUGCCCAAACCUGGACUGACAUCACAACACAGGUGUCACUCCACAUCACCCAUGUGUAUGCCAUUUUCUAUAUAACACAUUUCUCCUGGUACUGGCUGUGGUACACCACUCGGUGCUAUGUUAGUGGGGUGGCCAGGAAGGUCUAUCAAAGACUGAAGCAGUUUAAAGUCCAGUUUCUUGUCCUCCAGCGGAAAACUGACCCUUCACAGGUUUUGCUGCAGUGUUUACCUGUUAACAAGGUGGAAGGCAGAAUACAGUCUUUGUCAGAGCAGUAUGAUGGACCUCAGCCUUCAGAACUCUGUGACUUACUCGAAGGAGAACAGUUCUUUGCCGGCUUUGAAAGGGGCCUAGACAUCAGCACAGACAGACCAGACUGUGUGCAGGGACGACUUUGUUUCAUGUUUUACUCCAGUCUGAAGAACCUGAAGGAAGUGUACAUCUGUCCAACAGAAGGACAGAAGGGACCAGUGAGGGGACAAGUAUCAUUUUAUAGAGGGGAGAUUCCCAGCCACCUGCCAGAGGAAGUGGUGCGAAAGAGGAAAGGAAAUGAUAGCCAGUGGCUUGCAACUUUACCACUAAGACUUCCUGCCUUAAACUUGGACAAUAGCUACUGCACCGAAGAGCUCCAGCAUCCUCCUCUGAACCUGGGUGACCCGGAGAGCGGCUAUCUGACAGAAGCCAACCUGCUGUCAAUUUCUCUUCAGAUAGGACAGGACUGGCGUGUUAUUGGCAUGAACCUUGGCUUAAGCUACCAGGAGUUGGACCGCAUUCAGUAUAAGCACAGGGACAACCUGGCAGCGUUGGUGCUGGACAUGCUGUUCCACUGGGCUCGGGGACAAAGUAAUACGGGACCUGGGGUAGUAUCAAAGCUGGUGGCCGCUAUGAUGGAGAGUGGCAGGAGAGACAUUGCGGAUGAGAUUGAGGAUAUAGUCAGUAUAGGACGGAGAAAGUACUCGCAGUCUCUGCGGAGACUGGGCCUGGAAGCAGAGAGCUCAUCCCUCGAAGAAAACUCGGCAGCAGCUGAGCCGUAGCUGGUUACAGAUGGCUGUCUUACACUUGAGCGAUCCGUUUGUUUAGAAUGCGCCCCAUCAUUUCAUCCUGCUGUUGCAACAACUGUCUGGGAAUACAAAACUCUGUAGUUAUGAUUGUCAGCUACCAGCUGGCAGCACCUUUCAUAAACCUGGAGAACAACAAGAAAAAUGGACGGACAUCUGAGGAUGAUAUCCUGUCACUCCGUUCCCCUCUUUACACGUUUUUUGUAUUAUCUUUGUAUGUAAGACCAAAAUGUAGCAGCGUAUUUCUGCCAGGAGCAGAAAUAAUUAUGUGACAUAAUGUUUUAUUAAAAUACUGAAGGCAAGCCAAAUGUAGGAGAUAGCAGGUGACUGUAUCAUACUUUAGUUUUAUUGAGUAGCUCAUAAUCAAGACAAGGCUGAGACAUAGCAAGGGAAAUGUUGACUUACCAGCAUUUCUUUUUAGUUUAAUCAAUUAGAUCAUCAGUUGUCCAUUAAUAAACCAUCAAUCCUAUUUAUUUCUAACAUAAAGAUUUUAUCCACAAUUCAACAUUUCCGUGCAAAAUAGCCUCCCUUUAAUUCAUGCAUAUUGAUUCAGGACCGGGAAGAGAUAGAGCAGAACACUGGAAACUGUGUGACAGUCUUAAUAAUGGUUUAUUAAAUUUCUUCCUUGCGCGCCUGUGGUCACUGAGCAACCAGUUUAGCUGCAGCACCAACUCAGUGACACAUGAUGUCUCUUUAUUUCAUUGUAUGAAUCUGUCUAUAGAGUAAAACCGAUGUGAAAAAGUUUA